AUGGCCCGAACGGUUUUCCGACUAAGACUGCGACCAGCUGCGGGCUCGCGUCCCGCAGACCUCUUUAACAAAAUCCUCCAAUCGCGAGAGCAAAUCGCCCCUGAGCAGCGCUUCCAAUGCGAGAUAGGCAAUUCCGGCAUUUUGGCCGAACAAGUCGACGAAAGCACAGUCGUCCUUCUAUCAGAUGGGUUUAGUAGUGCUUUGGAUCCUGAGAUUGAUGGCCCGCUGGAGCACUACACGGAUGACAACCACAUGUGCAAUCUGGGUUCAGGAAUCGAGGAACACCGCGCCUGGAAGACUAUCCGUGUGUAUGAAAUUAUUGGAAUCAUCCACAUCUUGUGA
Messenger RNA from Aspergillus calidoustus, 342 nucleotides. NCBI's taxonomy places the organism in Eukaryota, Fungi, Ascomycota, Eurotiomycetes, Eurotiales, Aspergillaceae. The record is from the annotation of a GenBank genome assembly.